ACAACACCGGAAGAACACACGACUCAGACACUCAAAACAUCAACAAGAACAACACAAAGAUCCUCGACUUCGAAGACGACUGUACAUACACCUACACCUGGAGGAUCUGCUUUACCACUCACAGAAUCUCUGCCACCAUUUACAAUGCCGCCUUUCACAUCCCCAACUGUUUCUACUACUACUCCAAAAGGAUCCACUACAACGAAGUUUUCCACAACUGUCAAGACUCAGUCAACUACACCUUGCACUUACGUAAUGCCUUUCCCGAAGAUAUCAUACUCCUCCUCAAGUGAUGAGCAAACAUCGGCAAAAUCAGCAAGUUCUGAGGCGGACUCUCAUGAAUCCUGGACCCCAAACAAACAUGACAGCAACCCAUACAUACAAUUCCAGUUCCCUCCAGGGAAUGAAGUUAUUGGUAUACAAAUCAAGGGCAAGCAAGAAAAGAAUGAGUGGGUUACAAAAUUCACAAUUUCCUACAGUGUUGAUGGAAUUGUAUGGAUUCCACUAAACAAGAUAUUUGACGGCAACUCUGAGGGACACCAGGACACCAUCAUUUAUUUCAGCCCAUCUAUCCCAUCCAAUGCUGCUUAUGUCCGUGUUUAUCCUAUUGAAUAUCAUGAGCACAUCAGCUUAUUUGUUCAACUUCUCCAAGCCUGUCACCCUGAGGCUUCCACAUCUGCACAUGUAUCUUCAAGCAAACCUCCAGUCUCUCCUACUACUCCAAAAGAAAGCACGACCACAAAGUUUUCCACAACUGUCAAGACUCAGUCAACGACACCUUGCACUUACGUAAUGCCUUUCCCGAAGAUAUCAUACUCCUCCUCAAGUGAUGAGCAAACAUCGGCAAAAUCAGCAAGUUCUGAGGCGGACUCUCAUGAAUCCUGGACCCCAAACAAACAUGACAGCAACCCAUACAUACAAUUCCAGUUCCCUCCAGGGAAUGAAGUUAUUGGUAUACAAAUCAAGGGCAAGCAAGAAAAGAAUGAGUGGGUUACAAAAUUCACAAUUUCCUACAGUGUUGAUGGAAUUGUAUGGAUUCCACUAAACAAGAUAUUUGACGGCAACUCUGAGGGACACCAGGACACCAUCAUUUAUUUCAGCCCAUCUAUCCCAUCCAAUGCUGCUUAUGUCCGUGUUUAUCCUAUUGAAUAUCAUGAGCACAUCAGCUUAUUUGUUCAACUUCUACAAGCCUGUCACCCUAAGGAUACAUCAACAGCUGUGCCAACAACAACUGCUUGUGUAAAGCCAAUGGGCAUCAAAGAAUUCACAGCCACAUCCUCAAGGAGUUUGGAAGAAGGGCCCAGCAGUGCCCCCCUGUACUCUGAGCAUGCAUGGGCUGCUGCUGUUAACAGCGAAUUCCAGUACCUGGAAUUAAUACUACCUUCAUCGAGAAAUAUAUUUGCCAUAACCACACAAGGCAAUCCAAAUGCUGAUGAGUGGGUUGAAUCCUACAAAGUCUCUUACAGCAAUGAUGGUAUCAACUGGAAUACCAUCGCUCAGGUGUUUCCGGGCAACCAGGACAGGAACUCGCUUAAGACAAAUUACAUAAGUCCUUCAGAGCCUCUGUACAUCAGCUAUAUCCGUAUUAUCCCUGUUAGUUGGCAUAACCACAUAAGCUUGCGCGUGGAGGUGCUUGGAGAAUGCAUCACAGAUACUCCUACGACGACUGGUACGACGACUGGUACCACGACUGGUACGACGACUGGUACGACGACUGGUACUACCUCAUCUACCACAAGGCUGUGUCCAUCGGGCUCCGAGUGGAGCAUGUGCAUAACGGCCUGCGAAAAGAUGUGCCAGGGCAUGCAAUACUACUUUGGGCAGUGCCAGCCCCCGCACAUGGCUCCCUGUAUCCCUGGAUGCACAAGUCCAGAAUGCGGUCCAGGAGAGCUUAAGGCUGACCUGACCACAUGUGUGCAGAUACAGGACUGCGUUUGCAGAUUGCCCGAUGGGACUGUGGUUCCUCCUGCUGGGUCUGUGACCACACCAGAUGGACAAAGAUGCACAUGCUUUGGAAAUCAACUUAUCUGCACACAAUCAACAACGUCACCACCUCCAACAUCAACAUCACCACCACCAACAACGUCACCACCUCCAACAUCAACAUCACCACCACCAACAACGUCACCACCUCCAACAUCAACAUCACCAACACCUCCAACAUCAACAUCACCACCUCCAACAUCAACAUCACCACCACCUCCAACAUCAACAUCACCACCACCUCCAACAUCAACAACGUCACCACCACCUCCAACAUCAACAACGUCACCACCACCUCCAACAUCAACAACGUCGCCACCACCUCCAACAUCAACAACGUCGCCACCACCUCCAACAUCAACAACGCCGCCACCACCUCCAACAUCAACAACGCCGCCACCACCUCCAACAUCAACAACGUCGCCACCACCUCCAACAUCAACAACGCCACCACCACCUCCAACAUCAACAUCACCACCACCUCCAACAUCAACAACGUCACCACCACCUCCAACAUCAACAACGCCGCCACCACCUCCAACAUCAACAACGUCGCCACCACCUCCAACAUCAACAACGCCACCACCACCUCCAACAUCAACAUCACCACCACCUCCAACAUCAACAACGUCACCACCACCUCCAACAUCAACAACGUCACCACCACCUCCAACAUCAACAACGUCGCCACCACCUCCAACAUCAACAACGUCGCCACCACCUCCAACAUCAACAACGCCGCCACCACCUCCAACAUCAACAACGCCGCCACCACCUCCAACAUCAACAACGUCGCCACCACCUCCAACAUCAACAACGCCACCACCACCUCCAACAUCAACAUCACCACCACCUCCAACAUCAACAACGUCACCACCACCUCCAACAUCAACAACGCCACCACCACCUCCAACAUCAACGUCACCACCACCUCCAACAUCAACAACGCCACCACCACCUCCAACAUCAACGUCACCACCACCUCCAACAUCAACAUCACCAACACCUCCAACAUCAACAUCACCACCUCCAACAUCAACAUCACCACCACCUCCAACAUCAACAUCACCACCACCUCCAACAUCAACAACGUCACCACCACCUCCAACAUCAACAACGUCACCACCACCUCCAACAUCAACAACGUCGCCACCACCUCCAACAUCAACAACGUCGCCACCACCUCCAACAUCAACAACGCCGCCACCACCUCCAACAUCAACAACGCCGCCACCACCUCCAACAUCAACAACGUCGCCACCACCUCCAACAUCAACAACGCUACCACCACCUCCAACAUCAACAUCACCACCACCUCCAACAUCAACAACGUCACCACCACCUCCAACAUCAACAACGCCACCACCACCUCCAACAUCAACGUCACCACCACCUCCAACAUCAACAACAUCACCACCACCUCCAACAUCAACAACGUCACCACCACCUCCAACAUCAACAACAUCACCACCACCUCCAACAUCAACAACGUCACCACCACCUCCAACAUCAACAACGCCACCACCACCUCCAACAUCAACGUCACCACCACCUCCAACAUCAACAACGCCGCCACCACCUCCAACAUCAACAACGCCGCCACCACCUCCAACAUCAACAACGCCACCACCUCCAACAUCAACAACGUCACCACCACCUCCAACAUCAACAACGUCACCACCACCUCCAACAUCAACAACGUCGCCACCACCUCCAACAUCAACAACGUCGCCACCACCUCCAACAUCAACAACGCCGCCACCACCUCCAACAUCAACAACGCCGCCACCACCUCCAACAUCAACAACGUCGCCACCACCUCCAACAUCAACAACGCUACCACCACCUCCAACAUCAACAUCACCACCACCUCCAACAUCAACAACGUCACCACCACCUCCAACAUCAACAACGCCACCACCACCUCCAACAUCAACGUCACCACCACCUCCAACAUCAACAACAUCACCACCACCUCCAACAUCAACAACGUCACCACCACCUCCAACAUCAACAACAUCACCACCACCUCCAACAUCAACAACGUCACCACCACCUCCAACAUCAACAACGCCACCACCACCUCCAACAUCAACGUCACCACCACCUCCAACAUCAACAACGCCGCCACCACCUCCAACAUCAACAACGCCGCCACCACCUCCAACAUCAACAACGCCACCACCACCUCCAACAUCAACAACGCCACCACCUUCAACAUCAACACCACCACCUCCACCAAGUGAAAAAUGUCCAAACAUGACUGUAGAUCUUGACAACAGCACCUGUUCAAGCUGUCUCGAAGGACUUUACUGCUACAAGGGAGCCUGCGUGCCUUCAUACGACUGUCCGUGUGUAGUAAAUGGUGCUGUAUAUGAGCACGGAAGUAUUUGGAACGAGUUGUGCAAAACAUGCAUGUGCAUAGAUGGAAACGUUGAAUGCAUAAUGAAAACAUGUCCCGUUACAAGUCAGGAAGGAUGCCCGGUUGGUGAAUAUUACGUAUUGAAAGCGGACAGUUGCUGUGGAGAUUGUAUACCUUGCUGCAAUAACUCUCAGUUUAACUGCCACUCGAGCGGAUGUCAAUGCAUCCCAAAUUCCUGGGUGUGCGACGGCACCGAUGACUGCACAGGAGGAGAAGACGAGGACAACUGUGUCACUUCGACCUUGGUCUACUCAACUAGUCCACCAGUAACCACCACGGGAGAAAUCACAACCAUCAUAAUCACAACACCUCAGCCCACAACCUACACAACCGAACACACUUUCAGUACAAGUCAACCACCGGUUGGAACGACGACAAGGUGGUCCACAACCACUUCACCGCCAGAGGGCUGCAUUUACAUGGGCGUUUUCUAUCCCGUUAAUGGUUCCUGGCCAAGUGGUGUCAAUGGAUGCGGACGAUGCUACUGUCGUUCACAGGACACGGUCAAGUGUGACUAUUCAAACUGCGAGCAGACGUGCAUUGCUGCAAGUGACCAGCUGAAAAUGUUCGAUGAUCAGCAGUACCAAAUCGACUACUGUUCUCAUGUAUUGGCAAAGGACUGUGCAAAUAGCACCUUUGAAAUAGUAUACGUGCUCAAGUGCAGUGGCGAUGGAAAUAACUGCACUGGAGCGGUUCACAUUGCAACAAGUGAUACUGUCCUCGUGUUGGAGUCAAUCAAUUAUGUAAUUGUUAAUGAUAUCAGCUAUACAGCGGCACAAAUUCAAAUUGGCCUGCACAUAAAUGCCAUAAAUAUUUCUUAUGUCACUGACAGUCAGAUACUCGUGUCAUCCAGUCUUGGUUUCAAAGUAAUAUGGAAGAAUGGAUAUGAAACGCAAGUUGUGGUCGACGAAAGUCUGAAGGGACGUGUCUGUGGGCUUUGUGGAAAUGCCAAUGGCAACAAAAUGGACGACUUUGUCUUCAAGAACGGCACUGCAGCAGCAAACAUAAGUGACUUUAUAAAGAGCUGGGAGGUUGGUACAAAUCUGUGCACCAAACCUAAUACAACGUGCUUGGAUUCCAAGGAGGCAAUUGAAAUUUGCAAAGCCAUCUUUUCACCAGUAUUCUUAGAAUGUCAGGGUUGGGUGGAUCCAAACUUAUAUUAUAACCUUUGCCUCACGGACGUCUGCAAAUGCAUUGACGCAAAUGCAUCCAUCUCCGCUGCCAGCCAAUGCAAAUGCCCAUCAUUUGCCUCCUACACCCAGCAAUGUAUGAACCAGGGCAAGUGCAUUAAUUGGCGUGUCCCUGUCAACUGUCCAGUCAACUGCAAUAACAACAUGGUGUACAAGGAGUGUGCCUCCGGUUGUCCAAAGACAUGCACUAACAUCAACGGCCAGCCACAAAACAAUUGUGCUAUACCACUCACAUCUGGUUGCAUGUGUCCCGACGACAAAGUGUGGGACGGCCAUUCUUGUGUCGGAAUUGACUCUUGCAAUCCGUGCGUAUGUACUGGCUAUGGCGAUCCUCACUACAUAACAUUCGAUGGAAAAUAUUAUCCAUUCAUGGGGAAUUGUUCAUAUGUGCUUGUGAAUGACACCCUAUCUAAUGACCUCCUUAUAUACGCCACAAAUGAGUACUGUACUGCGUCUACGACAAUGACAUGUACUAAAUCGGUGACAGUGCUCUACAAAGGCAACAAAGUUACUUUGCUACUUAACAAGUACAUAAACGCCAACGGCGCUUUACUAAAGCUCCCACCUUCAAGGGUAAUAGGUAGCGUCAUCUUUGUACAGCUUGUUGGUCUGAUUGAAGUAUUAACCAUCCCUGAGAUUGGUCUGAAGCUAACAUUCACACCGAGUAAUAUGGCCUUCCGAAUUGAACUACCCCCAUCAAUUUGGUGGAACAGAACUGAAGGGUUGUGUGGCAGCUGUGAUGGCAAUCCAAGAGACGACUUCAUUACCAACAAUGGCAGUCUAGUGAAAGACAGUGACGAGUUUGGAUACAGCUGGGAAAUUUCACCGGACAACAAGACAAUUUGCUACCCACAACAACCUCAUAUAUGUAAUACUACUGACUGCUGUGUCAACGGAGCUCCAGUCAACGUCUGCGAUGUCAUUUACACCACAGCUUUCAAGGCCUGCCACCCAUUAGUGAAUCCAGAUGUGUACUACAACUCCUGCAGAUUUGAUGUUUGUAAGCUUGGUGGAAACCAGUCAGCAUGUGCUUCAUUAGAAGAGUAUUCCAAGGAGUGCCUAAAGGUUGGCAUUUGUAUCAAUUGGAGGAACUCUUCACUUUGCCCAUACGAAUGCCCAGCUCCAUACCAAUACCGACCAUGUGCCCCAACUUGUCCAAAGACCUGUGAUAACUACGAAAACUAUCAACCUUCAACUUGUGAUAGAAUUGAGGGCUGUAUGUGUCCAGAUGAUUACGUAUAUUACAACGACACAUGCAUAGCACCUUCAAGGUGUCCAAAAUGCAUUGGCAAUGACGGCACAGCAUACGCGCCAGGUGACAAGUGGUAUCCUGAUGGCAACAAAUGCACUGAGUGUGAGUGCAGCACAAUGGUUCCUGGUGGCUCAUAUACUGCACUUUGCAAAGCAUACAGUUGCCUUUUUGAAAAUGUCACUUGUGCAGAUGGCCAGAAGAAGCACAGUGUAUUGGACAGCAAUGGUUGCUGCAUGACAGACAUCUGCCUACCCUGCGAAGACAGCGACUGCAUAAACCCACCGCCCAUACCCACAUGUGACGUUGGCGAGGAGCUUGUCCUGCAAGAAGUAAAGGAAUGCUGCAAGAAAUACAAGUGUCAGUGCGUACCAUCCUCGUGCCAAAAUGAAGUACCCGUGUGCAUUGCUGACUACGUCCUCAACGUGAUUAACCCAUCAGCUUGCUGCAAGAUCUACAACUGUGUAUGCCCUGAAGUUUGUUCCAACAGCUCACAGCCUCCAACAGAUAUCCCAUUCGGCUACAAAGUCAUCAACAUAAAUGAAGGUGGAUGCUGCCCUGUCUAUCGCAUCGUCUGCGACAAAGAGAUAUGCAAGAGUGUACCUCCACCCGUGUGUAUUGCUCCUAAAAUUCUUCAUGUCACGGUUGAGCCUUGCUGCAACAAGACUGAGUGUGUUUGCCCUUCAUGCGACGAUGUGGUUGUUCCAGUGUGUGGACAAUACGAGGUGCUGCAGACCACUCCAGGGCCAUGCUGCAAUUCUUAUUCAUGCAUCUGCGAUUCCAGCAAGUGUCCAGUGUAUAAUAUCAGUUGCCAAUUAGUCAACCAGAUGGUGGUGGCUGGUGAGGUAGUGCCAUGCUGUGGGCCAAUUCCGGUAUGCCAAUGUAAACCUUCGUGCGCACCAUCGCAUUGUCCUGAAGAUUAUUUGUCCGUCGUCACAGGGCAAGACGCCUGUAAUUGUUCAAUUUACGAGUGCCGUCCACGGCAAUGCCUUUUCGAUGGCCAGAUUUAUCCUGUUGACAGCACAUGGGGAGUGGAUGUAUGCACAGUAUGCUUCUGUGAAGAGGUUGAUCAAAACUUCAGAAUACGCUGUGAAGUGGAGAGCUGCGCACCAUGUGGUCUGGGACUUGCAAACUCACCUAUUGCUGGCACCUGCUGUGGAGAAUGUGUGGAGGUGAACUGCACCACUUAUGACAAUGGUGUCAUCAAGAUGUAUCAGCCUGGCGAGCAAUGGAAUCCGGAUUUCGAGUCGUGCACAACCUGCAUUUGCGUGGAGUCUUUGGGGCAAGUGUCUGAGGUCUGCAACACCAUCCGCUGUGAUCCUGUCCCCGACGACUGCAAGCCGGAGAACAUUGUUCAAGAUGGAUGCUGCCUGAAAUGUCUCACAUACAACGAGCCAAACAUGACGUGUCAACCUGUUCUGGUAAACGGCAAGAGCACGGCAAUCAGCGCCGAAGGCUGCAUUAGCCACGAGUUCGUGGACGUGAUGGAGUGCGCGGGUACCUGCUCGGCCACCACCCUCUACUCUGCCGAGACUGACACUUUCGACCGCCGCUGCGGUUGCUGCGCUCCUGCCCUGACAGAGAAGCGCACGGUGCAGCUCUUCUGUCCCAAUGGCAGCCAAAAGACGCACAGUUACACUUAUGUGCAGUCGUGCUCCUGCCAAUACAGCCAAUGCCCCGAGUGAAAACAGAAAGUGUGACCCAACCGAACGGACUAAACGGACCGACCACAGACCUGAUAUUAGUGUGUCACAUGUAUGUAGUGUCAACGCUAAUAAAAUAUUAGAUGAAUUUUAAAUAGUAAAAUGACAGUUUUAAGUCCACGUAGAUGUAUUGAUAUAAAACAGUUGCACGUCAUUACAAAUGUUGCUUUUAGUGUAAUUGUAUGUAGUGUUCCAAAUUACCAAAAAUAAACGAUAUCCAGCAUUGUUGCAACAGAA
Lethenteron reissneri (Far Eastern brook lamprey) is the source of this 8784-nucleotide messenger RNA. RefSeq lists its product as uncharacterized. The record is from RefSeq and is a predicted model, not a curated record. NCBI's taxonomy places the organism in Eukaryota, Metazoa, Chordata, Hyperoartia, Petromyzontiformes, Petromyzontidae. Gene Ontology annotation, cellular component: plasma membrane; cytosol. Gene Ontology annotation, molecular function: lipid binding; protein binding.